AUGGCCGACGCCACCCCAAAAAGGAGCGGUCUUCGUGCCAUGUUUGGAAUGCGACCAAGUACCCCGAAUGAGCCAGGAGCACGCAAAAAGCUUUCAAAAAAAAGCUCCCGGAUGGAUGUGUCUACUAAUAUUGGACGCGACAUUGCAGCGGAUCGCCGGCGGCAGGAUUCCGGCAGCUUCUCAAGUCAGCACAACGGUGAACGAGCCAGAGAACACGCGACCCUGCCAACAUACGAGGAUGCCACAGGUCUUGCGUCAUACACCUUUCGAGACGACCCGUACGCAGCAGCCGGAUCUGGACCGAGCGCUGUUCCAAUUCAAUUCCAAUUAGAUGCCGAAUAUCGCCGUAACUCAGAAGGAUUACAACAAUAUGCUGCUCCUUUAUAUCAGACGACUACCGCCAGCUCUGCGAGGACAGGGUCGUUACCACAAAUCUACCACGAACGUCCGGAGAACAGAAGAGUUCAACAACUCGCAUCAAAACCUCAGCCCUCAAAACUGAGUAAGGCUCACCGGGCGCCAGUCCGCCAAGAUGACAUUCUCGACAAGGACACCGGCGAGCGCAAAGAUCUGACAGACAUGAUGCACGCCUUCACAUAUAGCGAAGCCCGUGACUCGAUCGAUGAAGUGAAACAUCGCGUGGAAGAAGUCUUUUACGAUCCUACGAAACCAGACGGAACAGCGAUGCUUGGUGGUGUAUCGCCUGAAAUCUGGCUGCAUGUAGCGGUGUAUCUGUCAGCCCUAGAUGUAGCGCAUUUAUCGUCAACUUGCCGCACUAUGUUUGCUCGGCUUGGCCGUCAACCAUACAAGUUGCUGCUGGACCCGAUCAAUCGCCCCGAUCGCCUCGACUUCCUGCUUGCGAUGGACCACAAGCUUCCUCGUCAUCUUUUCUGCUUUCCAUGUGCACAGUGGCAUCUACGGAUUCAGCCAGGAUUCGAGACACUUAAACCUCACAACGUCCUCAACCCGCUGUUCGAAUGUCCCAACUUUACGAACAAUCUUCUUCCGCCUCCAAGGAUUCGCAUUACCGAAGGACGCACGUUGCCAUUUGCCUUUAUACAGUUAGCACGACGACAUUGGGCGUUUGGGCCCGACUAUGGUAUUCCGCUUCAGUCACUAGCACGAAGAUGGAAGGAUCCGUACUCUCCUUGGUCGCAUGAGAGUAUGUAUCACGUCACUGACAGAGGCCACGUUCUGAUGCGUGUCAAAUCACAAGCAUAUGUCGAAGGCGGCAUGACGACGGCAGCAAAGCGCAUGCUGCUGUUCAGCAGAGACGACUACAUACCAUACUUCAGCGUGUGCAGCCAUUGGAAAAACGGCGUGCUGACUUCGGUACCAAAAUGCGCCCUCGAUCACAUUCCUGUGGAGGAAGUGAACGUAUUAAACGGAAUCAGAGACCGCCUUGCCCCGAAGAAAGCUGUCGGUAACGUGCCCACCUGUCAGAAGUGCAGGCCGAUGCGCCGUUGCCCAGAGUGUCCUACAGAGUAUCUAUUCGAACUUAAGAUGGUGGAAGACAAGACCGUAAAGAGCAACGGGGCGGAGCGCUUCAAGCAAGCUCUUGUAGUUACCAGGUGGAGCGACCUCGGACCUGGGCGAAGCCCUGUUGAUAGAGAGUGGGCAGCUGUUACUGGCGAAUUCGAAGAAUACAACAGCUUCGAGGAGAUAGGCAGAAGAGCUAUCAGCGGUGUGUUCGAGAGUGCUUUCACGGACACAAUACCCGGACAGAGGAUCGUGACGAUGAACCCUAAGAAGGUCAAGGCGAACGAGAUUGGAGGCGAUUGGUACUAG
Messenger RNA from Ascochyta rabiei, 1788 nucleotides. RefSeq lists its product as uncharacterized. The record is from RefSeq and is a predicted model, not a curated record. The transcript has a single exon. NCBI's taxonomy places the organism in Eukaryota, Fungi, Ascomycota, Dothideomycetes, Pleosporales, Didymellaceae. Bases 1 to 1788 code for a protein of 595 amino acids.